Messenger RNA from Girardinichthys multiradiatus, 6001 nucleotides. It is a transcript of the gene wfs1b, whose product is annotated as Wolfram syndrome 1b (wolframin). Gene Ontology annotation, biological process: endoplasmic reticulum unfolded protein response; calcium ion homeostasis. Gene Ontology annotation, molecular function: protein binding. NCBI's taxonomy places the organism in Eukaryota, Metazoa, Chordata, Actinopteri, Cyprinodontiformes, Goodeidae. Gene Ontology annotation, cellular component: endoplasmic reticulum; endoplasmic reticulum membrane. The coding region runs from base 153 to 3068 and encodes 971 amino acids. The record is from RefSeq and is a predicted model, not a curated record. The transcript is spliced from 10 exons.
CUGUAGCUACUGACUGACUUUCCUGCGCAGUGUUGGUGUUUGGAGUUUGACCAUUGUCAGAGAAAAGGACAUGUCUGUUUCCCAGAAUCUAAUGACUUGAAACAACCAGUAACAAGAAAAUAACCGGAAACAUUUCAAUAAGGCUGAGAGCCAUGGAUCCUUUAUCGAGAGGCAACCUUCCUACACCAAAGCUCAACCCGCCAUCUCCAACCUCCAUGAGGGCUGGAACUUCCUCCCUCGACUCAUCUGCUAGCUCAUCAACCUCUGAGUCGAAGGGGCAAAAGGUCACAUUGCCGACUCCUCCGACCACUCCAUCAUCUCCUCCCUACACUGCCUCACCUCAGAUACCUCCUAGUCUUCAUUCUCGCUCUUCCUCCCUCUCUACACCGACAACGUCAUCUCCCCGCCAACCCACCAGAAGUUUUUCGCAGCCCGGCAGAUCACAGCUCAAUGCAGCAGCAUCAACAGGGUGUCUUCUUAAUGGAUCAUCAGCUGCUACUGUGCCUCCAUCACCCGCUUCUCCUGGACCAGAAGAGCCUGAGGAGGAGGUCCGUUUUGAGGAUUUGGAGGAGAGGGCAAAGUCAGGUGAUGCAAAAGCACAAACCAAGAUGGGCCGUUACUUUUUGGCCUUGGCAGAAGAAAGCGAUGAAGAGCUGAACAAUUGCACAGCGGUCUCUUGGCUGGUCCAGGCUGCUAAACAGGGGCGCAAAGAUGCUGUCAAACUGCUGCAGCAGUGCUUAAAGUCCAGGAAAGGAAUCACUCUGGAGAACUUUGAGGAGGUAAAGAAGUUGUGCACAGAGACACGUUUCGAGAGGGGAGUCAGGAAAGCAGCUCUGCUCAUGUACUUUAAGCUGAACCCAGAGAAGAAGAGGUCUGUGGCAGUUUCGGAGCUGCUAGAGAACGUGGAGCAUGUUCACGCAGAACCAGGCAAACCCAUCUGCUCAGGCCCACUCAACAGCUCUGCUAAGAAACAAAGGCGAGUCCUGGAGACUAUGGUCUCCAGAGAAGGCAGUUCUCAUGUGGGUCUUGAUGAUUUCGUGGAGAUGACAAAGAAAUAUGCUCAGGGUAUUGCACCGUCACCCUUCAUGGCUGCUGCGACAGAUGAUGAUGAUGACGAUGAUUAUGUGGUAGUGAAAAAUCCAGAUGAACUGCCGCUCCAUCAGAAGCUGCUGAAGUUCCCACUGUACGCUCUGCUGGAAAUAAAAGAGCAUCUCAUCGACUGGGCGUCCCGGGCUGGCAUGCAGUGGCUCAGCGCCCUCAUCCCCACUCACCACGUUAACGCCCUCAUCUUUUUCUUCAUCAUCUCCAACCUCACCAUUGAGUUUUUCAUCUUCCUCAUUCCUCUCCUGGUCUUCUACCUUUCCUUCUUCUCCAUGGUCAUCUGCACACUGCGGGUAUUUCAGAACUCAAAAGCGUGGGAAAAUUUCCGAGCUCUCACAGACCUGCUCGCUCAGUUUGAGCCCGGUCUGGAUCUGGAGCAGGCUGAGACCAACUUUGGAUGGACACAUUUAGAACCCUACCUGUACUUCCUUCUCUCGGUUGUCUUUGUUGUGUUCUCCUUCCCUGUUGCCGAUAAAUCCUGGAUCCCCUGCUCUGAGCUAGCCGCUGUGGCUCUCUUCUUCACCAUCACGGCCUUCCUCAGCCUCCACGCCUCUGCUCAGCUCUUUGCUCGUAAAGCCCUUCUCACAGAGGUCCUCUCCGGAGCAUGCUCCCUCACACAGCUCCUACCUGAUUCCCUCUGGUUCCUCCGGAUCUUUGGGAUGACGUUCAUCACAGUGCCUCUCGGAGAUGCUGUGGCCAUAAAUGUGGGCAUGCCGUGCCUUUUGUACGGACACCUCGUCUAUCUUCUCUUUCGCAUGGCCCAGCUGAGAGGCUUCAAGGGUACCUACCUGUGUCUGGUGCCCUACUUGGUUUGCUUCACCUGGUGUGAGCUUUGCUUGGUGUUCCUCAACAACGCCUCAGCCAUAGGACUCAUUCGGACUUGCGUGGGCUAUUUCCUCUUUCUGUUUGCCCUCCCUAUACUCUGUCUGGGUCUGGCUGCCAUGAUUAUGAUCCAGUUAGUGCAGUGGUUUCUCACCCUGGAGGUAACUAAGAUGGUGGUCACUCUGAUUGUCUGCUCUGUGCCCGUGGUGUUGAGGCUUUGGACCCGUUUCAGCCUCAACCCCAUCGUGGUUUUGAGGUCUUUGUCGCGGAGCAGCAUCGUCAAGCUCAUCCUGGUGUGGCUGAGUGCAGUGGUGCUCUUCUGCUGGAUGUACGUCUACAGGUCUGAAGGAAUGAAGGUGUAUAACUCGACCCUGACGUGGCCUGAAUACAGCAACCUUUGCGGGCCAUUGGCUUGGAAGGAGUCCAACAUGGCCCAAACUCAGAUUCUCUGCUCUCACCUGGAAGGACACAGAGUCACUUGGACGGGACGCUUCAAAUAUGUCCGUGUGACUGACAUCGAGAACGGGCCGCAUUCGGUUAUCAACCUACUGCCUGUUUUUCUAGGAAACUGGAUGCGUUGUCUGUACGGAGAACCCUAUCCGGUCUGUGAUGAGGGGAAAAAGAACGACGCCGCUGAGCCCCAACCGCUACCGGCUCCAGCUCCUCCUCCAGAAAAUCCGCUCUGCAAACUGAAAAUCCUGGCCAAGCAUGAGUGCCACAUCAAGCGCUUUGAUCGCUACAAGUUUGAGGUUACCCUGGGCAUGCCACUCGAGAGGAAGACGAAGGACGGGACAAUCAUAGAGGAUGAAGAUGCAACUAAGGACAUAGUCUUACGGGCGAGUAAUGAGUUCAAAUCUGUGCUUUUACACUUGAACGCCGGUAGCCUGGUGGAGUUCAGCACCAUCCUGGAGGGACGUUUGGGCUCCAAAUGGCCCGUUUUUGAAAUGAAGGCGAUCCACUGCAUGUCCUGUGGGGAUGCCUGCGUUCUUAGCCGCAAACAGUACAAGAUCGAGCAUGACUGGAGGCGCACAGCUCAGAACGCCCUCCAGUUUGGAUUUGACUUCUUCUUCAAUCCCUUCCUGACCGCUCGGCUAGAGGAGCACACAGAAACUGAAACAGAGAGCGUGGCACUGGAGGACGGAUAGAGGGAGGGCAACCUUUAAAGAGAAGAUGCCUCAUAAUAAUUAAACUAUCAAAGAACGUUAAUGAUUGUACAAUACUGUUCUUAACUGCAUCAUUGGUGAUGAGAGAGACUGAACAGAUCCUCAGGCAUUUAUUGUGUCUUCUAAAAGCUUCUGCACUCCUUGGACCUCUUCACAUUGGUCACAUUACAACCACAAUAUUCAGCGUAUCUCACUGGGUGUCAUUAGCUGAAGAUCUGUCUGACUAACACAAACACUAGCUCUUAUCUAAACCCUUCCAUGUUUAUGGUUGUUGAAAGGUAAACCUCUGCCACAGCCUCAAGUCUUUUAAAGACUCUAAAAUGUUUUGUGAUUGCUCUGUCUUUAGCUCCAUUCAUCUUCCUAUUGACUAGUCCCCGCAGCAUGAUCCUGUUGUCUCCGUGUUUAACCAUGGGGAUGGUGCGUUCAGGGUGAUGAGCUGCCUGAGUUUUUUUUUUUCACACAUUUUUUGCACGGAGGUCAGGAAGUUCAGUUUUGGUCUCGUAUGACUGGAGCACUUUUUUCCACGCAUUUGCCGUGUCCCCUACAUGCAAUGUUGCAAAACGUCAGACACAACUCCUAAGAGCUUUCUUUCGCCCUCAUAUAGUUGAUGGAUUUUUCCAUCUGAGGUGUGAAUCACAGCAGCUCCUCCAGUGCCAGCACAGGUCUCUUUGUUGCUUCUCUGAUUAUGUCUCAGUAGGUUUGCCAUUAUGCCAUAAACUUGGGGACAUUGAUGCUUAGAUUGAAUUAGACACAUUUCUGAACGAAAUUGGUUUCUCUGUAUCAGAGUAAGAGAGGAUGAACACCAACGUAUUCAACACAAGUUAAUCAAGAACCAUGCACGAUUUCUUUUCUUCCACUUCGUAAUUAGGCCUUAUUUUUUUGUUGGCCUAUUGCAUAAAAUCCUAUGGAAACAGAUUGAUGUUAUAAUGUGACAGACUGUGAAAGGUUUAUCAGGGUGUGAGUACUUUUAGAAGACCACAUCUACGAAUAUAUGUUUGAGUUCUUAAAGCUUUUGAGCCAAAACAAACGCGACAAAAGACAGAGUAGAAAUACAAAGUGGUCAGGAUUUAUUGCCUACUGCUACAAUUUUGCUGUGAGUUAUUUAGAAACAUUUCAUCCACUUUAAGUUGUGUGUGUGCUGAUCUUAGAGUUAAUUAAAUAAAACAGUUUUUUGUUGCCUUUUAAACACAAGUUUCCCACAAAAUCCCACACUUGGUGGCUAAAAUCUUCAGUAUUAACAUUUUCCGGCUUCCACUGUGGACAACUCUAUCUUUCUUGUUUAUCUCAAUUAUUGUAGAGUAAAUUGCUCGAAGGAUAUAGGUUUUUUUUUUUUCUUUAAAUCAACACUAAAUUAUUUAACAGUGCUCGGUAUACAGUGAUUUCUGUUUUUAGUGAAUAAAUCUCAGAUUGUGUACUUGAAAUACAAUUACAGCAGAGCUACAGUGGUGGGAAAAAGUGUUUGCCUCUUUAGAGAUUUCUCCUGUUACUCCUUGCACAAUUUAAUAUUUUAGAUCAUCAAACAAAUUUUAAUGUUGGAUUAUGAUAAUCUUAGAAAGUGCAAAAAGCAGUUUUCAAAUGAAGAUUGCAGUCAUUAAGGAUUAAAAAGCUCUCCAAACCAACUAUUGCCCCCUUAACCUAAUAACUAGAUGUGCCACGUAUCUUAGCAACAACAACUGACAUCAAGAGUUUGUAAUAACUGACAAUGAGUCUUUAACAUCACCACUGAGGAAUUUUGCUCCACCUCCCACAAAUGUAUUUAUUCAGCCACUUUGGAGGGUGUGUUUAAGGUCAUACUAAAGUAUCAGAAGUCCAGACUUUGGCUAGGCCACUCCAAAACUUCAUUUUGGUAUUUUAGAGGUGACCUUGCUACAGUGCUUUGAACCAUGUUUGACUGUCAAUAUUUUUGAUCUCUUUCUGAAAUGCUGGGUUAGGUCAGAUGUAACAUGACCCACACCUUCCACAAAGGUCCACUUUUGUCUCAUCAGUCCACAAACUAUUUUUCCAGAAGUCUUUGGGAUCAUCAAGAAGUUUUUGGUAAAUGUGAGACGGGUCUUUAUGUUAUUUGUUUCAGCAGUGGUGUUGACCUUGUUUUUCUCCCAUGGAGGCUAUUUUUGCUCAGUCUCUCUUUCUUUUGGUUAAAUCUUGAGCUCUGAUCUUAACUGAGGCCUGCAGAGUUUCAGAUGUUGUUCUGGGUGGUUUUGUGACCUGCUGGCUGAAUGAUUGGAGUAAUUCAGGUUGACUGGCCUCUCUUGGUUAAUGUUCAUCACUGCUGCAUGUUUUAUCCAGUUUUGGAUUGUGGCUUUAACCUUGGUUCUCUGGAUUCCUAUAGUCUUAUAAAUAGCUAGGUAACCCUUUCCAGGCUGAUUAUUUAAAUUUUUUUUCCAAUGAUGUGUUGCUUUUUGAAGUGUUUCAGCCAUCAGAGAGGUUUUAUUUAAAUUAUGUAUUAUAUCUGCAGGUCAGGUAAUAAUCAGGUCUGCACUUGGCUUGUGAAAUUGAGCUCAGCUGUCUAAAAAAUGUUUAAUCCCAGUUAAUUCAUAAUUUAUUAAGGAACAAAUUACUUUUUCACAUAGGGCCAGUUUGGUUUGGAUAGCUUUUUUCCUUCUAAUGAAUGAACUCUUUAUUUGGAAACUGUUUUUUGUAUCCACUCAGGUUAUCUUUAUCCCAUAUUAAACAUUGUUUGAUGAUCUGAAAUAUUUAAGUGUGACAAAAAAGCAAAAACUGAAGAAAUCUGUAAGGGGUUACCACUGACGGUUGCCUCCUUCUCUGUUUAUUAUUUCAUCUUUGUUUCCAGCAGUGUAUCUCAGUCUCUGCUGUGCAGGGAUUUAAUAUACUGAACAUUUAGUCCCUGAUUGCGGGUCUUUUUGGAUGUCACUACUGUUUUCUGUACUGUGACCAAUAAAUAUAUUAAAAUAUUA